CAAAGGCGAGGAGAGAACUAGCAAAGGGGAAAUGGCUGCUUCCACAAACAACACUCUCAGGGUGCUGUUCACCCUAAUGGUUGUAUGCGCCGCAGUAUGCACAGCGAAAAGGACUGUAGCAAAGGCAGGAGACUUGGCGCCAGCCCCUGCUCCGUUAGGAGCAGGAGGCGCCACCGCAGCCCCAGAAGGUGCGGCUAGAGCCAGCAGGACGUUCGACAUAUCGAAGUUCGGCGCGACCAGCGACGGCAAGACGGACUCGACACAGGCAGUCCAGGACACGUGGACGUCAGCGUGCGGAGCGAUGGGAGACGCAACGAUGCUCAUCCCCAAGGGCGACUACCUGGUGGGCCCUCUCUACUUCAGUGGCCCGUGCAUGGGGGACAUCACCAUCCAGCUCGAUGGCAUCCUGCUGGGAUCCAACGACCUGGCCAAGUACACGGCGAGUUGGAUCCAGGUGUCGCACGUUAACAACAUCGUCAUCAACGGCUCCGGCACGCUCGAUGGCCAGGGCACCGCAGUAUAUACCAAGAGCAAGACCGACGUCGUCAAGGCGAUGCCCAACACACUAGUGUUGUUCUACGUGACCAACGGCACUGUUUCCGGAAUUAAACUACUCAACUCCAAAUUCUUCCACAUCAACAUCGACACUUCUAAGGACAUCACCGUGAAGGAUGUGAACAUCACGGCGCCCGCGGACGUCGAGAACACGGACGGCGUCCAUGUCGGCGGGUCCUCCAAUGUACGCAUCACCAACUCGACCAUUGGCACCGGCGACGACUGCGUCUCCAUCGGCCCCGGGAGCGACGGUGUCAUGGUGAACAACAUCACCUGUGGCCCCGGGCAGGGCAUCAGUGUGGGCUGCCUAGGCCGCUACAAGGAUGAGAAGGACGUGAGCGACGUGACGGUGCGGGAUUGCGUGCUUAGGAACACCACCAACGGCGUGCGCAUCAAGUCGUACGAGGAUGCCGAGUCUGUGCUCACGGCGUCCCAUCUCACCUUCGAGAACAUCAGGAUGGAGGAGGUGGCCAACCCCAUCAUCAUCGACCAGUACUUCUGCCCCCAGAAGGUCUGCCCCGGCAAGCGAAGCAACUCCUCGCAUGUCUCCAUCAAGAACGUCACCUUCCGCAACAUCUCCGGCACGUCGUCCACGCCCGAAGCCGUCAGCCUGCUCUGCUCCGAGACGCAGCCGUGCAGCGGCGUCUCGCUCAUCGAUGUCAACGUCGAGUACGCCGGCAAGAACAACAAGACCAUGGCUGUGUGCAGCAACGCCAAGGGAACCGCCAAGGGAAGCCUCCAGGCCCUGGAUUGCCUCGUCUGAUCGAUGACCUUGCAUUUGCAUGCAUUCUUCUUCCGUUUCACUUUUCCAUAUUCUAUUGCGUUCCAGCCAAGCAUCUUGUUUCUUUUAUAUAUAUAUAUAUAUAUAUAUAUAUAUAUAUAUAUAUAUAUAUAUAUAUAUAUAUAUAUAUAUAUAUAU
Zea mays is the source of this 1474-nucleotide messenger RNA. Its product is annotated as exopolygalacturonase. The record is from RefSeq and is marked validated. Lineage: Eukaryota; Viridiplantae; Streptophyta; Magnoliopsida; Poales; Poaceae. The coding region runs from base 32 to 1318 and encodes 428 amino acids. Gene Ontology annotation, biological process: carbohydrate metabolic process. Gene Ontology annotation, molecular function: polygalacturonase activity. The transcript is spliced from 3 exons.